Fusarium vanettenii 77-13-4 is the source of this 3294-nucleotide messenger RNA. RefSeq lists its product as uncharacterized. The transcript is spliced from 13 exons. Gene Ontology annotation, cellular component: cytoplasm; aminoacyl-tRNA synthetase multienzyme complex. Gene Ontology annotation, biological process: DNA-templated transcription; prolyl-tRNA aminoacylation; regulation of DNA-templated transcription. Gene Ontology annotation, molecular function: DNA binding; DNA-binding transcription factor activity, RNA polymerase II-specific; proline-tRNA ligase activity. The coding region runs from base 1 to 3294 and encodes 1097 amino acids. NCBI's taxonomy places the organism in Eukaryota, Fungi, Ascomycota, Sordariomycetes, Hypocreales, Nectriaceae. The record is from RefSeq and is a predicted model, not a curated record.
AUGGCUCCUCAACCCUUGGUCGUCGAUAAGAAAUCAGACGAACUCAUAGGCAUUACUGUCUCCAAAACCGAAAACUUCCCACAAUGGUACCAAGAAGUUGUCGUCAAGGCCGAAAUGGUCGAGUACUAUGGAGAAGUGGCUGGCCUCUUUGUCCUUCGCCCCAUGACUAUCGGCGAUAAGAAUCUCGACGUGCCUGUGGCUAUUCGACCGACGUCCGAAGCGAUCAUGUAUCCCUACUACAGCAAGUGGAUCCGAAGUCAUCGAGAUCUCCCCCUGAGACUGAACCAGUGGAAUUCUGUUGUUCGAUGGGAAACCAAACAGACCACGCCGUUUCUGCGGACAAGAGAGUUUCUCUGGCAAGAGGGCCACACGGCUCACCUGACAGAGGAAGAAGCCGGGAAAGAGGUCCUCGAGAUUUUGGAGCUAUACGCAAAAAUCUACGAAGAUUUGCUUGCGGUGCCUGUUGUCCGAGGUCGCAAAACUAAAAACGAGCGGUUUGCGGGUGGUUACUAUACCAUGACUCUCGAGGGGUACAUCCCAUCGAACGGACGAGGAAUACAAGGUGCAACUUCGCAUUGUCUUGGCCAAAAUUUCAGCAAAAUGUUUGACAUUGCUGUUCAAGAUCCAGUGGGCGAGGGGCAUGUCCACGUGUGGCAGAACUCGUGGGCAUUUUCUACUCGCGUUAUCGGUGUCAUGGUCAUGAUCCAUGGUGAUGACAAGGGUUUGGUGCUGCCUCCGCGUGUGGCUAAGAUACAGGUUGUCAUUGUUCCUGUUGGGAUUAGCAAGAAGACGACGGCCGAGGAGAAGAACCGGCUGCUGGACCAAGCGGACGAGAUACGGGCGACGCUGAGGAAUGAUGCCCGUCUUCGAGUCGAUGUUGAUGCAAGGGAGGGGUACACGCCUGCGCGGAAGUUUAACGAUUGGGAACUCAAGGGUGUUCCGCUGAGGUUGGAAUUCGGGCCCAAGGAUGCGAAGAAGGGCGUGGUGAGUUAUACGAAGAGGUAUAACAACGAAAAGGGAACGAUUCCCAUCGCCGAGAUUACAACUACGGUUCCCAAGAUGCUGGAGGAGAUACAGAAGGGUAUGUACAGGCGGGCUGAUGCUACGUUCAAAGAGCACAGGCGAGUUGUGACUGCCUGGGACGACGUGAUGGGGGCUUUGGAUAACAAGGAUCUGGUGCUGAUCCCGUUCUGUCUGGAUGGAAAAUGCGAGGAUCGCAUUAAGGAGCUGACUACAAAGGUCGAGGAGGAGCAGGGUGCACCGUCAAUGGGGAUGAAGAGCCUGUGCAUUCCAUUCGAGCAGCCUAGUGCUCUUGAAGAGGGGACCAAGUGCUUAAACCCAGACUUGAAACUUUGGCACCAUGACUCGAAGAAUUGCGAAAAUUGUCGACGUCGCAAAGUAAAGUGUUCUGGGAAGCAGCCAUGUCCGACAUGUACUCGCCUGGGGCUCGAGUGCAGGUUUGGAAACAUUACCCGGCGUGGAUAUUCCGAGCUGUACGUGCAGAAGCUUCUUGAUAAGAUAAAGAGCCAAGAGGAGCAGCUCAAGGAACGAGCGGGAUCGAGAUCUACUGCAGACCCAAGUUCUGAGCUGAGCCCCGGCAAUGGCGAUAUUGUUUCUGAUGCAGGCUCUGAGCAGAAUCAGUUGGAUGAGCUGCCCUUGAGUCCAGCUACGGAGCUCGCAUCUGGACCAGCCUUUGAGUCAAGGGUGCGGUCAAUAUUGCGUGAUCACGUCGACAACAACAGCCUAAACCUCCAAACAUCACCCGAAAGCUCUGCAUUCGUCUCUUCAGCCCUCGAAGAAGAGCCUCAUGACCAUUGGAGAAAUGCGCUCACACUGGUCGACGGCAUUCCCUCACCAACUCUGUUGUCCAAGCAAGAAUCUCGUCGACUGUUUGAGAGAUUCUCCUCCUUAAUGGGCAUCAAUCAACACUUUCUCGACCCGAGGACAUUUUCAGAUUCCAUGGAUUUGCUCUAUCAGAAUGAAACCUCACGCAUACGACAGAUGCAGACAAUGUGGUACACUGAGUACCUCUUGGUCAUGGCUAUGGGAAUGCUCAUAGGUUCGCCCAGUGAAGGAUCAGCAAACCCUCCUGGGAACUCGUUCUUUGCUGAGGCGAUUCAUCGACUUCCGCCGAUGCACAAGUUGGGCUCUCAUGGGAUUCUGUCUGUUGAGAUCUUGUGCUUGGCUAGUCUUUAUUUACAGUGGUGUGACCGGAAAUAUGAUGCAUAUCUAUAUAUCGGCAGUGCGGUCCGUCUUGCCAUUGCCUUGGGUUGUUCUCUGCCACACGACGAGCAACAAGGCCUCUCUUCAGAAAUCACUCACCGCGUAAGAGUAUGGUGGACAGCAUACAUGCUAGACCGCCGCCUUUCAGCUGGCCUUGGUCUUCCAACAGAACGUCUGACUGACACGGGCACAGCUUUCUACGGCAACGCUGCUCUCACGCGCACCGAGCUCGUCAAGAAGAUACAAGAGACGCUACAGACUUUACAUGACAUAGGGCGCUCAAUACCGAGUGCCCUAUCUAUAGACUUUACUGAUUCUUCAUCAACAAUUGCGAGAACAAGCGCAUCUUUGUACCUGAUGCUAUUCCUGGAAAAAGUGCAGGCAUCAAAAGACAACAGUCCACGAGCACCUGUAUCUCCAGCCAUAAGUCGGCUGUGCCAGACCUGUCAAGAGGCCGCCAUUAAGACGAUCCGGAUACUUUCUGCCCUACGCGAGGACAAAAGCAUUGCAUUGUUUGGCUACUUCGAUCUUGAUGCUACCUUUUCAGCGGCGUUUGUGCUGACCAUGAUGGGCUUCGUCGAGGGAGACCUCCAAGAACCACCAGAAGGUCUCAAACAAGCGGCAGAGGUUCUCAAGUACUUGUCCAACGCUGGAAACACAGCAGCUCAGCGACGCUUAAACGAUCUGAAGCAGUUCUGCCUUCACGUUUGGUCACCAACCAACAUGACAGACGACUGGUCCUGGCUCAAUGAAGGAAGUGUAUCCAGCCUCGAUAACUCCCCAGCGAACCGCCAUAACUUUUCCGGAGAGGGCGGUGGUAACCCAAGUUUGCAGACGGACGCUAUGACGACCUGGGGACCGGCCGCGUGGAUAUCGUGGCAGUCUACGGCGACGGGCGGAGAGGAUGCGGUGCAUCUUGACUUUAGCGCGUCUGAGAACUUUCAGAUGGAUUUGAGUCAUGAGGCUGGUGACAUUUACUCUAGUUUCAACGAUCCGACGCUUCCGCUGACGGGCGUGGAUGAUGUGGAUUGGGCAGAGGUUGGCAAGAUGUUUCACAUGAGGAAUAUCUAG